GCUAAGAAAAAAUUUCAGGCAACUUUAAGAAGUCCUCGUAGUAUCUUUGAAUAUCCAACAUGGCCACAACUAUGAAACCAACUGCUGUAAUGUGCCUGGUUGUUUUAUCUUACAUCGCGAUAUCUGAAGCAUUCCCUCAUGGAAAUGGUCAACAGAGUAUCUACGAACAUCUUAUCAAGUCUUGCCCCGGAUACGAGGAGAAGAAGCGAGGUGAGGGUGGCUGUAACUCUGAGGUCCUCGAUCACGUGCACGACUACGCCGAGGGGGUGAGAGAAACCCCGGGUUACAAUGGCGACAGAGUCGAGAGCUACCUCGAUCAGGCGAACAAUAAACAACUCUGCUACCUCGAUGAACGUUCCGUUGUCCAGAUGGUCUUCGAUGGUUGUGCCGCUAUGGAGAUUGUGUGUGCAACACCCUCAACAGUCGUCGAUCGUUGUACCACCCUUAAAGCAAGGAGAGCUUUCCAUCCUCCCACCAUGCCAACCCGACGGGGAAAUACGAACCCGCCACCUACCCCUGGGCCAACGACCGCUUUACCGGCUACGACUGUCUAAACUGAACGCAAUUUCACCGUAAGAAACUAACACAUCCUGCAGGUCACUAUCACCAAGGUAGCCGGUUAUAAGGACACACGAAAUUCAACAAGUCCGGCAACGACACUUUCAACAAGUCAACUGGAACAACAAUUGCUUACUUUACAUCCGAUGUCAUCUUCACCAGGAAGAAAAGUUUGGUCUCGAUGAAUAAGAUUCGAAGUCUCAUCACUUAAUCAAAGACUAUAAUACAAUAUACAGCUUUAAUCCCAUUGUCAUAGUACGAGCUGAUGACUUAUAAUAAGUACCUUGUGCAGGACCCGUAUAUCUGAAGAAUGAGAUACUAGAUUGAAAUUUAUUUGUAUAUUUUGUUUUCAUACUAAAAUCGAAGUUUGAAUACUAAUAAAUUAUUGAUAUAUUA
Messenger RNA from Lytechinus pictus (painted urchin), 954 nucleotides. RefSeq lists its product as uncharacterized. Bases 60 to 554 code for a protein of 164 amino acids. The transcript has 4 exons. The record is from RefSeq and is a predicted model, not a curated record. Lineage: Eukaryota; Metazoa; Echinodermata; Echinoidea; Temnopleuroida; Toxopneustidae.